UGCAAACCUUCUCCUGCAGGAAGAAAUGUUUGUGCAGCCUGGGAGUGACAGAGUCAUGCUGAGUUUUCAGCAGCAGAAAUCUGCAGAGACCAGUAGAUGUGAAUACAGCUUUCGAUAAAAUCCAACAUCUCUUCAUGCUAAAAACCCUCAACAAAUUAGGCAUCAAAGGGACAUACCUCAAAGUAAUAAUAGCCAUCUAUGACAGAUCCACUGUCAACAUCAUACUGAAUGGGCAAGAGCUGGAAGUAUUCCCCUGAAGAACAGGAACAAGACGAGGAUGCCCACUGUCACCACUCCUACUGUCUGCUUUUGAGGUUAACUUCUGCUCAGCAAAACAUGACAACAGAGUAUGGAUUCACGGUCCUUCUUUGGGAACAAGCCAUUUGUGAAGGAAACCUUGACGUUGUUUUCCUCAGGGACUUGAGAAAAAAAAAAAAGGAUGCAGUGUUGAUCCAGCUGUUAAACCCUUGGAGAAUGGUGGCAUUCUUUGACAUCUGACAUUCACUAACUCUUGUCAGUGGGCUUUGGGAGUGGUGAUUUAGUAUACCACUGCCUUCCUUUGGGAGUCUGGGUUUUCAAGCAUUCGUUGGUACGUAAAUUUUAAAAAGUCAGGUUGACCAAAUGUCAAGGAGUGUUUCACAAUUCCAGUGUUAACAUUCAAUAAUAGUAAUCAUUAGAACUUUGUUUAUUGAAUGCUUGUUAUGUGACAGGCACUAUUCUAAUAACUUUCCAUGAAUUAACCCAUUGCAUAUUUCCAAGAUUAAUAUAAGGAAGGCAGUUUUAUUAUCUUCAUUUUCAAAUGAAGAGACUGAGGCCCAGAGAGGUGAAUAAAACUGCCCAAGGUAAUAGGGCUGCUUAGUGGUGGAGUUAGAUAUAAACCUAGGUGGUCUGGCUCCAGAGUCCACAUAUCCACACCCCUGGUAACUGCUUCUCUUGUGCCAGGGUACAGCAUACUUUCUGUUAUAAUUUUCAUUUUAAUCUUAUUGGCACAAUUUGGAUUUCUUUUGAUUCUUUUUAGGGUGUUGGUACUAACUUUUGUGCAUGAAAGGGAGAGAGGGAGAGAGGAGAGAGAAAAAGGAGGGGAGAGAAAAUAAUCUCUGAAAAGAUUUUUAAAAUUUAACUUUAAGAUAAAUUGUGUACAACAUUUCUCAUGCCUUGGUUAUUUACAUUUUAUUGGGGAGGGAGCUUGUAACUGUUAUUAGGAGUACCAGAGGCUCCUGAGACCCAAGAGCAGGGACCGCAUCUGUGUGUCUUUGUCUCCCAUAUGCUUGGCAUAGUUCUGGGCACAUAGUAUUUGCUUUGUAAUUUUUCAUUGAGAAUAAAGUUGCUGUACUUGAAGAGUUAAAGCUCCAGUUUCUGAAAAGCUUACUUUUUCCAAACACUUUACUUCCAGCUAGUUGAUACAGGAUAACACUCAUUUGGUCAACAAUUAGUUAUUCAACACCUUCUAUGACCGAGUGCUUCUUAGGCACCAGAUGCACAUAAAUGCACAUAUUAGAUUGUCAGGUCCCAUUCCUGCACAUUGCUUCUAGUCUAUGGAAGGAAGACAUGACUCGAGGAGCAAUUUAAUAAAGAACAGCAGGGGCUGUCAGAGGAAUUACACGUGCCAUACAAGCAUAUAGAAGGAGCAUCCAGCUUUGUCUGGGGUACAGUGGGGGGCUCAGGAAAGCUUGUCUGAAUAAUAGUAUAUAAGCCAAGACUUGAGGAAUGAGCUGGUAAAGGGGAGAAGGAGUUUUUCAGGCAGAGGGAGCAGCAUGUACCAAGGCCUGAGGCAAGAGAAGGCAAGACAGGGAGGGCAGAGAACUGAAAGAACACAUUUCAGCAUGGCUGGGUCAUGCCACAGUGAGGCCAGUCGCAGAUGAACCAGAGAACUAGCCAGGGGUCAGGGCCGAAGACCCUUGUCUGACAGGUCAGGCAGUGUGGAUUGUCCGUUGAUAGCAAUAAGACACUGGAGCGUUUCCCGCAGGGGAGAGCUUUGAUUAGAUUUGCAUGGCUCACAAGGAUUGCUCUGGCUGCUCUGUGGAGAACAGACCUGUGAGGGAGAGCAGUUCAGAGACUGUCCUGUGGUCUAGGUGAAAGACGAUGUGGUCUGUGUGAGGAUAAUGCAGUGGACGAGGGUGACCCAUGUAGAUGCAGGAAUGUCUAGGUGCUGUGCUCUGCAGGCCUCGCUGCUAAGGUGGAUGUGGAUGUUGUGAGAGAGGGAGGAGUCAACGAUAUCUCCCAAGUUUCUGGCCUGGGCAACUGGGAGACUGGUCAAAAAAACCAGAUGAUGUGGGGGUGAGGCGGGUAUGUGCAGAAUUUGGUUUUGCACAUGUUGAGUUGGAAGUGCCUGUGUGACACCUGCAUGAGGUGUCCUGUGCCAGCAGCAUGACUCUGUGGCUUGUACACUUCUUGCUCAAAUAGCUGGGCUAUUCCAUGGAGCUAAUCUUCAUGCCUUCUGGCAGAACUCUAGGUUCUUAGAAGCAGCUGCCGCUGGCCCUGUCUGUAGGAGGACCUCUAGGCUUGUGAAGGGAUCUGGUCGGGACUGGCUUGCCACCAGAACCUCAGUAGUGGCUGAAGUGCUUCUGGGGAUUGGGACCUCAGCAGGACCAGGGAAACAAAACCCCCGUAGAGGCAGCUGUGGGAAAAGCGGGAUGGGGUGAAGUUGAAUGUCUUGGAUUAGAUCCCUGGUUGCCUAGAACCCUCCAGAAAGGAAGGGAAGAGUCAGAAAGGAAGCUCAAGCACCUUGUCUUUGGGGAGACUGGUGACAUCCCGGUUAGGAGCAUGAGUUAUGGUACAGACGGAGCUGGGUUUGAGAUCCUGCUCUACCACAACCAGAUAUGUAAAUCUGGGCUUAACAUCUCAAACUCUUUAUUAUCUCGUCUGUAAAAUGGUGAAAGCAGUAGUACUCACUUCAUCGGAUUACUGGGAGAGUCCAUGUGUAACGAAUUGAGAUCCUGGGUAGAACAUAAUGCUCAGGAAAUGGCUGCUGCUGCUAUUUCUUCUCUUCCUCUUUUCCUUCGGCCUUCAUUUGCUGUUAUAAUUGUCACUCAGAUGUCUCUCUGAGGAGUAUAUUCUUGAAUCUUGAAUCCCAAUUCUAUGGCUUUAGAAAGGCUUUUUGCUUUCAAGAUCCAUGCAAGUUCCUAGAGGCUUAUUUUUGUCACAUGUACCAUUUUUCACUGCACCACAGUGAUGUAGAGACACUUUUGCAAGUUCUUCUCAAAGAAUCUGUCAUAUAGAACAUUAGGGAGCCACACAGACUUCACUGAAAGGAAAAUUAGGGAGCUGCACUGUCAGCUUUAACAGGCACUGUAGGCAUCGCUGUUUCUAACAUACACAUUGGAUACCUUAUCAUUGUGGGCCGUUUAGCUCAUCCCACCUCUUCCAGCUUCCCCCUGGAUGACUCUUUGUUCCCCGCUCAUCCUUUAUCAUGGAUUGUCCCUGGGAUCAUCCAUCUCCCUUUACUGUACAGAGCAGUUCAGAUUCCCUAGCGCCUGUGGCCCAACACACAUCCUCCAAUCAAUCAAGGGGACCAGCAGUUCAGAGCACCCUCCACCUAACAGGACCACCUUUCCUUGAAGUUUGUGGGUAUAAGUAGCCCGUUUUAGCAGGGAAAGGAUCUGAUUUCAUUGUUAAUGGUCACAGAUAUCUUUAUUUAUGUUUCUUUGAUCUAGGCCCUAGGAGAUGAGUCGGUGGGUGAAAUCUGCUGAAGGGGUUGUGAGCCUGGAUUUUGGCCUAUCUAGGUUGAAUCUUGGGCCUUCCCAGUCACUGUUCUGUGGCCUUGGGCAAUUUGCCUCACUUUUUUGAAUCUCUGAGCCUAAGAGUCUAGGCUGGUGUUUCUCUUCUUUAAAGCUACCACCAUCUACUUUAUGCCUUAGAAAAAAUGUCCCCAGCAUACCUGUGAGAUGGAAUACUGUCUUAGCCUCUGCCCUUCCCACUUUCUUGAAGGUUAAGCCCACAGUCCUGGGUUUAUUGAUGUUUAACUGCUAACUUCCCUGGAGGGAGGCAGGGAAGCAAAGUUGCACACCAGGAAUGUCGACAGAGAUAGAAUUCCACAGAAUUGGAAACUGUGCCCCUGGGUCUAUGUUUCUUGGCUCCUGACUCUUCUGAGGAGGUCCCUGCUUUCCUGUUUGUUUCCAUUUUCCCCAAGAGAGGAGCUUUCCCUUUCCUUCAUUGGGCCACCAUGCUGAAGGGCUGUGAGAGUAGAACAGUGGGAGACCAGGAACUAGCCAGCUGUGGAUGGAGUAAGAAGGAGAAACACAGUCUUGCCCCUAACGUUGUGGCCUUUACCCGGAGGUUUAACCAGGUCAGUUUUUGGGUUGUACGAGAAAUUCUAACAGCACAGACUUUAAAAAUAAGGGCAGAAAUCCUCAGCCAUUUUGUGAAAAUAGCCAAGAAACUUCUAGAACUCAACAACCUUCAUUCUCUCAUGUCUGUGGUGUCAGCAUUACAAAGUGCUCCCAUCUUCAGACUGACAAAAACCUGGGCCCUUUUGAAUCGAAAAGACAAGACUACCUUUGAGAAAUUGGACUACCUGAUGUCGAAAGAAGAUAAUUACAAGCGGACACGGGAAUAUAUCCGAAGCCUGAAGAUGGUUCCAAGUAUUCCCUAUCUAGGAAUCUAUCUUCUGGAUUUAAUCUACAUUGAUUCUGCAUAUCCUGCCUCAGGCAGCAUCAUGGAAAACGAACAAAGAUCCAAUCAGAUGAACAAUAUUCUUCGAAUAAUUGCUGAUUUACAAGUUUCCUGCAGCUAUGAUCACCUCACCACGCUGCCCCAUGUGCAGAAGUACCUGAAGUCCGUACGCUACAUUGAAGAGCUCCAGAAGUUUGUGGAAGAUGACAACUACAAACUGUCGCUCAGAAUCGAACCAGGAAGCAGCUCUCCAAGACUAGUCUCUUCCAAGGAAGAUCUUGCAGGUCCCUCUGCUGGCUCUGGUACUGCGAGGUUCAGCCGGAGGCCCACCUGUCCUGAUACGUCUGUUGCUGGCAGCCUCCCCACACCUCCAGUCCCCAGACACAGGAAGAGCCACAGCUUAGGCAACAAUAUGAUGUGUCAGUUGAGUGUAGUUGAGAGUAAAAGUGCGACAUUCCCAUCGGAGAAAGCAAGGCACCUACUGGACGACAGUGUCCUAGAGUCCCGCAGCCCCCGAAGGGGCCUGGCCCUGACCUCCUCCUCUGCUGUCACCAAUGGACUCUCCCUAGGCAGUAGUGAGAGCUCAGAGUUUAGUGAAGAGAUGUCUUCAGGGCUGGAAAGCAGGGGACGUCUCUAUGCCACCCUGGGGCCCAACUGGCGGGUUCCAGUUCGGAACUCUCCCAGAACCCGGAGCUGUGUCUACAGCCCCACCGGCCCGUGCAUCUGUUCUCUGGGGAAUUCGGCAGCCGUGCCCACCAUGGAGGGGCCUCUGAGAAGAAAAACCCUGCUCAAGGAAGGGCGGAAGCCUGCGCUGUCCUCGUGGACCAGGUACUGGGUCAUACUCUCAGGAUCCACCCUCCUGUACUACGGAGCCAAGUCCUUGCGGGGCACAGACAGAAAACACUAUAAAUCCACACCUGGCAAAAAGGUUUCCAUCGUGGGCUGGAUGGUGCAGCUGCCUGAUGACCCCGAGCACCCAGAUAUCUUCCAGCUGAACAACCCUGACAAAGGCAAUGUUUACAAGUUUCAGACUGGUUCCCGAUUUCAUGCAAUACUGUGGCACAAGCAUUUGGAUGAUGCAUGUAAAAGCAACAGGCCUCAGGUAAAGUCACCAAAAUCCUGCUUGUCACCUGAAAUAUCCUCUCCCACCCUUGGAACUAAGGGUCCUUAGAAAACAGGGUUCUCUUCUUUCAGAGCCCAUUAGCCACACUCUCAGAUACCCUCUUCUGAUCAGCAUCUUCCCUUGAGACAAGGCACCCCCUUGUUCAGCUUAGAACUAAGCCCAGCUCCAGACCAGAACUUUGAAUGUGGUUCCUGUGUCUUUCCCACAAUGGGAAAUGCCACAGAAACACCCACUGGGGGAUAGUUAUGAGCAGCUGCGAUAUCACCCCAGGAUCGGGUUCUAGCAUCUAUUUAGGUCAUCCCUGCCAAGAGCUGACUUCAUGGGAAUACUGCACACUCACUCCUCCCUGCCCCACAACCCUUGGGGAUGAUGCAGCUAACUUACUGACAGCCAGCCACGGGCCAGGCAAGGCUGCUGGUGAAAGGGGUCCCUAGCUUCUCAGUGUGUUUGAACCAGUAGAUUCUGUAUUGACAUAGGCCCCCUCUGGCCUACUGGACCUGGCUCGCGGUAUGGCCCCCUCCCCUGGUCGCCCCCAGCCAUCCCACCAAGGGUGUUACAUGAAAUGCUUCACGUGCAGGAAUUGGCUGAAUUCUCCCAACAUCCCUGUGAGGUGGAUUCUCUUACUGUCUCCAUUUUACGUUGAGGAUCCUGAGGCUCAGAAAGGGGCAGACACACGCUUAAGGUCCCACAUGAGUGAGCAGUGGAGCUGGGAUUGAACCCAAGUCUGCCUGACUCUCCUGAUUCACUACUUGUUGCCCCUGAGCCCUCCUGCCUGUCCUGCCUCCACGUCCCUGGUAACCCCCGCAGCUGAGCAAAAGACCGGAAGCACAUCCCCCGCUGUCCAGGCUUGUGAGAGAAAUGGCUACCUUUGCCCUCAGCAGCAAAUGGGAGCGGGCUGCAGCCUCCUGCUCCCUGGGGGUCAGGUGGGCAGCAGUGAUGCUCCUGUCCCUAAGUGUCCAUGUGUGUGUUCCCCAGGGAUCAGCCAGAGGAGGAGUGGGGGAAGCAGGAGUCCUCUCCUAGCCCAUCUUGGGCGGGCUAGGCGUAUGGUAUAGAGGGCUAGGCACAUGGCAUAGAGGGCUAGGCGCAUGGCAUAGAGGGCUAGGAGCAUGGCAUAGAGGGUGGCGCUUCAAGGAGGACAGUUGGGGGUAGUGCCGGGAAGUAGACUCAGCAAGCCUCCUUGCAGGUAGCAGCUCUGAAGUCUGGGGGACCUCAGCAAAGGCAAGUGCAUACCAGGCAUUUGGGUCCAGGAGGAUGGGGACUUCAUGGUGCCACAAGGCACAGUCACAGACUUCUUGGUCCCUCCAAGUGGUUCUGGAAGCUGGGGGGAGGUCUCUAGUGACAGCGACAGGUCCUAGGGCUCUGUGCUCAGCUCGGUCCUAUUCAGGAUCUGUAACACAGAUGAGGACAAACACGAGCAGCUGAUUGAAAUUAUAGAUGAUAAGAAGCUAGAAAGCAGAAUUAGCAAGUUCUCAGAAUUAGUCCUUGACCAACUAAAACAGGACAAGACCAAUACAAGAGUAAACAGGUGCCACAGGUUCCAAAUAAAUUGCAGUUGAUUCCCUUGACUCACCCGUCUGACUUUGGGGGAUUUGUCCUAGGGAUGUGCUCACACAUGUGCUCAAAGGCGUGUUUAAGAAUGUUCACUGCAGCAUUGUUCUUGAUAGGAACAAAACCCUGGUGGAAGCCUCUGUGACCCUCAGAGGGUCCCUGUUGUGCAACACUUGAUAGUUUUUAGAAAGAGGCAGAUCAGGGUAAAAACAUUUGGAAAGGAUGAUCUCGUCUGUAUAAAAGUUCUAAGAUGAUACACAAGAAAUGGUAAUUCUAUCGUUUCUAGAGAGCUUUAUAUAUAGUUUGUACAUUGAAUAAAUGUGAUUGGCCAUCCGUAUGACGGGAAGACAAGGGUUUUGGUCGGCAACCAUGUCAAGGUGAUCCCUUGAGACAAGGUGCCAAGACCUGAACGAGGCUGCUGCCGCCUCAGAUUGCAUUAAGAGAGGAAGAGCAUCCUGGCCUCUUCCAUGCUGGUCACAUCGUGUGUGUCUGGGGUCCCUCAGUAGCUCUGAGGACCCCUCUCUAAGAGCACAGCACACUGAAGCUCACCUACCACACACAGGAAGCCAGAGCAGCUCCAGGUCCAACAGGUACUGACAGUCCCAAGGUGGACCACAUGGAGGGCAGUAUGGGGAAGGAGGCAGGGCCCUGUGCCUGAAGCCUGGGCAGCAUGGUGGCCCCACCCAGGAGCCACAGUGGUAACCCUGAGCAAAACCCAUUGUCCCUCUUUGGAGAAGUGGCCAGAGGAUGACAGCAGCCCCAGCAGGCAGCGCAGGCUGAUCCCGCAGAGCACUAAUGGGUCAGUUUCAUGUAUUGGCAAAUGUGGUGUAGCAUGGCAAGGCUACAAUUUUUAAGGAUUUUUGUCUGAUUUUCAGACCUGGAGGAGGGGAUUUUUCUUCCUCCUUUUCCCCCUUUUUAUUUCUAAUUUACUUUCAACCAAAUAUUCCCACUCUAUGCUACAUGUAAUAAUAAAAAGUUGACAACAACUGAAA
This is a messenger RNA of Cercocebus atys (sooty mangabey), 8274 nucleotides long. It is a transcript of the gene RALGPS1, whose product is annotated as Ral GEF with PH domain and SH3 binding motif 1. The record is from RefSeq and is a predicted model, not a curated record. Gene Ontology annotation, molecular function: guanyl-nucleotide exchange factor activity. NCBI's taxonomy places the organism in Eukaryota, Metazoa, Chordata, Mammalia, Primates, Cercopithecidae. Gene Ontology annotation, biological process: Ras protein signal transduction; positive regulation of GTPase activity. The transcript has 16 exons. Bases 4163 to 5782 code for a protein of 539 amino acids. Gene Ontology annotation, cellular component: plasma membrane.